AUGGCAAACAUAUUAGCCGCACAAGAUCAAGAAAACCUCAUCCACGCCCAGCAGACCACAGCUGCAGGAAAGUCAAUGAACCAAAGCGCGUGGUCCCUGCAUCCAAAGACACCAGGAAACUUGAAGACUCCUUUUCGACCAGCUAAAAACGAUGAGAAUCUACCCGUCAACUUCAACGGACAGAAGGCUGUGGGCAAAGAGGGACCGAGCAAAUUAGACAGGAGUACCUUUGUUACACCCUUGGUUCCGCGCAAUCGAGCACCUCUUGGAAUAAAAACAACCAACGCGAAGGCUUUCCAGACACCUGCCCCCCUUCCUCUGACAACAAAGAGGCUUGGAACAGUCCAAAAGCACUCCACAGCUCGUCGUUCGGGCAGAUCUAAGAUCGCAAUUGCUUCUUCUGAACCAGUCGAUGGCAACUUUCCGGUAAAGAGGGCCUCGGAGGAACAAGAACCAGAUUUUGGAUAUGCACCUCCACCACCAACUGAGCUACCAGAUCCUCCGAUUGAGUUCGACGAAGAUCCACUACUUACUGAGGAGCUGCGAGCCGGCUACGGAGUUGGAUAUCCGUGUAACUCGCCCAAAGACGAGAUCGGAAUGUCACUGCGCCUCAAAAAGGAAGAGGAAGAGUGGCUGCGUUUCGAUACCGAACGUGUUAAAAAAAGUCUCGAGAGCAUGGGCGAGCUUGUAUUUCCAACACUCACUAAACUCAACGCACAGGUCGACAAGAUGAUCGCAGCAGGACCAAAGAAGAAACGGCCUGAGCUCUCAAGGGUCGACACCAUGCAAGCGAAGUCUGCUGCUGCUGCUCUCUCCGCCUCACAGGCGCAUCUGCCUGCAGCUACAAGAAAAACUACUCAAGCGUCGGAGCAGAAGAAGAAAGGAAUUCUUCUUGUCACGAAAGCCAAACCGUCGACUCUCCGGCGGCGCUCGCCAUCAUCCCGUACUGCUCAUGCGGCUGUGUCUAGAAACACAAUUGGGUUUCCCAAAGCAAAGAAGGCUCCUUCCAUCAUCCCCAGAAGUGCUGAAACCGAGAGAAGCCGAAUUGCCACAGCUUCCAAGCCCAUCAAGAUCGCCCAAGCGUCGAUCCACCCACGCGACUUUCGUGACUUGUAUGGCUCACCGCCCGAAGACAGUGAUAUGUGGUUCAGACUCAAGCAAUACGAGUUGCUAGAGCAGGACAUGGCGAAGGAGAGGGGCGAUGAUCUCGCGCAUGACCUGUUCGAAACCGACUUCUUCCCUUUUGGAAACGCAAAGCUGGACGAUGAAGAUUUUCAAUUACCUACGCCUGAAUGA
Molecule: messenger RNA, 1296 nt
Organism: Cladophialophora psammophila CBS 110553
Lineage: Eukaryota; Fungi; Ascomycota; Eurotiomycetes; Chaetothyriales; Herpotrichiellaceae
Exons: 1
Coding region: 1-1296 (431 amino acids)
Source: RefSeq, a predicted model, not a curated record